Molecule: messenger RNA, 2136 nt
Organism: Lacerta agilis (Sand lizard)
Lineage: Eukaryota; Metazoa; Chordata; Lepidosauria; Squamata; Lacertidae
Gene: TMEM50B
Product: transmembrane protein 50B
Exons: 7
Coding region: 200-676 (158 amino acids)
Biological process (GO): protein targeting to vacuole; late endosome to vacuole transport via multivesicular body sorting pathway
Source: RefSeq, a predicted model, not a curated record
ACUGCCGAGCAUUGUGACGAAGGAGCGCCGGAGGUGGAUUGGCUGAACUCCCCGCGACUUCUCCCCACGCCUCCGGCCGGCAGAGCAAGCCGGGUGACGGCCGCGGAUGGAGCGGAGCGGGGAGUUUUCCAGGACUUGGAAGAUUCAUGAAAAUCUAAUGUAAAUAACACAGGUAAAAGAGACAUCCUGGACUUGAGAAAUGGCAGGUUUCCUAGACAAUUUCCGAUGGCCUGAAUGUGAGUGUAUUGAUUGGAGUGAAAGAAGAAAUACAGUUGCUUCUGUGGUAGCUGGGAUUCUGUUUUUUACAGGUUGGUGGAUAAUGAUAGAUGCAGCAGUAGUUUACCCUAAGCCAGAGCAAAUGAACCAUGCAUUCCAUACUUGUGGAGUGUUUUCUACUCUAGCUUUUUUCAUGAUAAACGCAGUAUCAAAUGCUCAAGUGAGAGGAGACAGCUAUGGUGAUGGAUGUUUAGGAAGAACAGGUGCUCGUGUCUGGCUCUUCAUUGGCUUCAUGUUGAUGUUUGGCUCACUUAUUGCUUCUAUGUGGAUCCUUUUUGGAGCAUAUGUUACUCACAAUAUUAAUGUCUACCCGGGCUUAGCAGUGUUUUUUCAGAAUGCUUUGAUAUUUUUCAGCACCCUUAUCUACAAAUUUGGAAGAACUGAAGAACUGUGGGCUUAAGAGUACUUUUUUCUUCAUCUUGCUUAGCGAGUCUUGUAUGUAAAUAUAACUUACAUUUCUGUUUUAUAUUUUGCCAAAUAGAUGUUGCAUUACACCUUUUGUAUGUUUACUUAUUUUUGGAAAGUGAACUGAUUUAAAUAUUCUGCUCAAAGUUAGCUAUCUUUUCAUAGAAUGGAUAGUAAUGUGAAUAUGUACAUACUGUAUCUGUAAUAUAUAAAAGUGAAUGUUAAACUUUCAUUGCACUUGGCAGGUUUUUUUCUGCUCUGAUAUGUGAAUAAUGUUUUAGGAUUAAGGCUCAUAGCUUGUUCAAUAUCAUAUACUGUUCUUAAGCACAAAUGAGCUGUAGUAGCUUCUUGAAGAGUUGAGAUUUUGAUUAGGUGAUCAGAAAGUGAAGUUAAAGAAUAUUAAUUUGAAUGAUAUCUCCAAAUAGCCAUUGAUGCAUGAUCCCCAAUAGACAAAUACGAUUAGAAGUGUAGUAUACUCUGGCAUCAUAUGCUGAAACUUCAUCUAGCGCUAGCUAGAAUGUUUUACGCUAUACUACAAAAUGUGUACUGAACAAAGAAGGCAUGAAGUAUGUAUGGAAAUUCUAUUUAGCAAAAAAACUCACUUAAAAAAGAUCUUAAGCAUUUAUUUGGUAGUGCAGCAUGCCUUAAAAUGCCUUAAAAUGGAAUGGGCCAAUCCUUUCUCAGUGAAUGCACUGUGAAAAAUAUUUAAGACUGAAGUAUUAAUGUGUUUGACAAGCUGUAGGAGAAUUCUAGGUUUGAACUUUUAAGGUGUGUUGCCAUAAACCCUUCAUCAAAAUGUCUUGUCAGACUGAUAUUUCACAUGCUUGUGCAAUCGAUAUUCAGAACAAAGGAAAGAUCCCAAGUUCAAAGCAUCACAGAACUGCUUGUUUUGUUGCUUACUAUACAAUCAGCUUCUCUGUUGAGACUAUCAUCUAUUUUCCACGUUUUUCUGAACUUUAUUGUAGCGAAAUACAAUAUGUAUGUUAAGGUACUGUGAUGUUAACUGGAACUACAUGUAUUUUAUUUCACCCAAGCCAAAUUGUGUACUGAGAAGCAUAUCCAACUGCAUCAUUUGCAUAAUGUAACAAGGACUCCAUGUUUAAAACAUUUUUGCAAGACAGGGUCUAGGGGCAUGAAGAAGAAUCAGAUGAGCUAAAGGUACUCUACAUUCUGUUUUUUGGAGACCCUGCAAAAUGACCGUUUCCAAACAUUCUUCACUUUUGGACUUCUCUCCCCACCUAGGAAAUACAGCUGUGUUAGUUUAUCUUCUGAAACCAUUUUCAUUUGUCUUCAGAGCCCUUUUCAGGACAGACUAUGAAGCAAAUACUAUGCUAAGAGUUGUCCUGUUACCUCAGACUUGACAUUAGACUAUCUUGCUUGUUUAUUGUAAAUACAUUAAAAUUCAAUAAAGAUUGGUAAUGUAUUUUGUUUUACAAAUACUAAAACUGCUCAGUA